Molecule: messenger RNA, 1380 nt
Organism: Canariomyces notabilis
Lineage: Eukaryota; Fungi; Ascomycota; Sordariomycetes; Sordariales; Chaetomiaceae
Product: carbohydrate esterase family 1 protein
Exons: 1
Coding region: 337-1188 (283 amino acids)
Molecular function (GO): feruloyl esterase activity
Source: RefSeq, a predicted model, not a curated record
GCAUUAAGAGACUGGCUUAGACAAGCUCCCAGCCCUGGCGACCUCACUGCCGUGACAGAAGCCGACGUGUCUCCCGGAACUAGCAUACCAAUACCUGAAACGAUCAAGAUCCGGGGUAACUGAACUAACUGUCCACCCUAGGUCAUCAUGCCCAUCCUAGGCGCAUGAUGGCCCGUAGUCUGAGCAGGAAUAUAAUAAGCGUCUGUAGCACGCCUGGCAAGAGCUUCCCGAGCACUUCAUCAGGUCAAUUUCCAUCCUUCACUGACCUCUGCCUGAGAACUUGACCAGUGUCAAGGCAUCCUCCACCUCAAGCUGGUCCCACCCACUCCCUCCGCCAUGAAGCAAAUCCUCACCCUGACGACGGCCCUCGCCGUCCUCCUCCUGGGCCUUCUCAAUGCCGUGGCCGCCGAAUCCUCACCCGGAUGCGGCAAGACCCCUUCCCUGCGCAACCAGCAGUACACCAUGACCGUCAACGGCAAGCAGCGCCAAUACUUCAUCAAACUCCCCGACAACUACUCCCCGACCCGUCCCUACCGGCUGAUCUUCACCUACCACCAACUCGGCGGCAGCGCCCAAAAGAUUGUCAACGGCGAGGACACCAACCGCGGCGGCGCCUUGCCUUACUACGGCCUUCCGCCGCUGUCAAAUAACAGCGCCAUCUUUGUUGUUCCGAACGGGCUGAAUAACGGCUGGGCCAACCAGGGCGGGGAGGAUGUCACCUUUUUUGACCAGCUCGUGCAGCACGUCUCCAACGAGCUGUGCGUCGACACGCGGCUGAUCUUCUCGACGGGCUUCAGCUACGGCGGGGCCAUGUCGUUCGCCCUCGCGUGCGCCCGCCCCAACGUCGUCCGCGCCGUGGCGGUCUUGUCUGGCGCACAGUUGAGUGGUUGCCAGGGCGGGACGCAGCCGGUGGCGUACUAUGGACAGCAUGGCACGGCUGAUUCGGUGCUGAAUGUGAGUGGAGGACGGCAGUUGAGGGAUCGGUUUGUGAGGAACAAUGGGUGCACCCCGGUGAAUCCCGAGCCGCAGCCGGGGGCUACGAGCGUCAAGACGAGGUAUCAGGGUUGUAAGGAGGGUUAUCCGGUGACCUGGGUUAUUCAUAGGGGCGAUCAUAACCCGUCGGAGAGGGAUGGGAAUACUAUUUUUGCGCCGGGGAACACGUGGGAGUUCUUCUCGCAGUUCAGUUAGGCUGGCUGGAUUGUGGUUGGUACCAGACUUUGUGUACAUGGGACAAGAGGAAAUAUCUGUAUAUAAUGCCCAUGCAGUCCUUGUAUGGUGUGGUACCUGAACAUACCUUCUUUCGAGGCUCGCUUCGCUCGCUUUGCAAGAUCCGUGUCUAUUGCUAGCAAGUGGGAAAAAUUCAGACUACCUAGUGAGCGC